Messenger RNA from Gigantopelta aegis, 6124 nucleotides. RefSeq names its product protein Smaug homolog 1-like. The coding region runs from base 277 to 2304 and encodes 675 amino acids. The transcript is spliced from 13 exons. Gene Ontology annotation, cellular component: P-body. The record is from RefSeq and is a predicted model, not a curated record. Gene Ontology annotation, molecular function: mRNA binding; protein binding; translation repressor activity. Gene Ontology annotation, biological process: negative regulation of translation; nuclear-transcribed mRNA poly(A) tail shortening; regulation of mRNA stability. NCBI's taxonomy places the organism in Eukaryota, Metazoa, Mollusca, Gastropoda, Neomphalida, Peltospiridae.
CUCAUUAACAUUCAACUGUUCAACAUGUGGAAAGAGAGCAAGCUGGGCUUCUCCUUCGAAAGGAAUAAUGAAUUAGCAGUAACUAUGAGUGACACGUAAUAUCUGUGCUUUGGCCCAGCAGUGUGUGUUGUGUGUGUGUGUGUUUGCUUUCAAUGAAGUACGGAAUCCAUUUUAGUAAAGUUAUUUUUCUGCUUGAUCAAAAAUACUUUCACUAUUUAUCAAAUUAGGCCUACACCAAAAACGAAAAAUCACUAAUUUUGAGAAAACCAAUCAAGCAUGAAAGCUAACAAUAACUUUCGCGAGCAGGUAACCUUGGUUACGAACUGGUUCAAGACCUGGAGUGAGUGUGAGCAGACUGUGGCGUUAUACUCCCUGUUGAAGAAGUUGACCCCUUCCCAGGCCAAGUUCCUGGUGCAGGUUCUACAGCAGUCCCUGUCCGAGUGCGCAGAGGCCAAGAUCCUGGAGGAACGAGCCAAUGACCCGGUGCACAUCAGCCAGCUCUGUGGUGAGUACAAAGACAAGGCCAUCCUGCAUCUGCUCAACUACCUGCCUCUGUUGCAGUCGGGGAACACGCUGGCCAAGAAGGAGUACCUGACCGUCAUCCCCAAGGUGCUGUCCCACGCCAUCGAGAGUGGAGUCAACAUCGAGGAGAGCCGGCAGCUCCUCUCGUACUCUCUCAUCCACCCGGCGAUCACCACCGAGGAGCGGUCGCAGUUUCGGAUGUGGCUGGGCUACCUGGAGGAGCGAUUCACGUACAGCAUCAACCACUCACGCCAGACCCAGUCCUCGCAGGACUCCGGCUAUUCUCAGGACAGUGUGGUGUCCAACCUUAGCUGCCAGACUUCCGGUAUAAACAAUGUUCAGCUCAACGGAUGGAAUUUGAUACCGUCCGAGCUGAUCGGCCCUGCCACUGGGAACGAUCGUGUGGAUAAUUCCAGUAGCACUGGCGGGCUGAUGCCAAACAGUUUCGGACACCUCCCGCUACAAGUGAGUAACAGUCACGCCGGGGCUGUGUCCUCGCCCAACAGUGGACACAUCCCGCUUCACGCCACUUCAUCAGCUCCACCCAUCUUCAACACAACAGUGCCUACAUCACAGGGCAACAACAGUCCAGGUAAUCUUCAUUCACCAUUACGUAGAACUUACUCCAUUGCUCCGCCAGUGGCCAUCCAGAAUCCCGAGAAGUUUGUGUCUGACUGGCUGCGCACCAAUGACGACCACCUCUCCCAGGUGCAGUCAGCCGCGUCGGACCAUGCCCCUCUCUCACCUCAAAGCAGCGUUACGUCAUCGGGCAGUGGAGAGUCGCACCAUGACGACGGACCACAGCCAAUCAGGGACAGCUUCUUGGAGGAGGGAAGCGGGAUGAGAGAUGUUCCGGUAUGGCUAAAAAGUCUGCGGUUACAUAAGUAUGCCUAUUUGUUUCGACAAAUGAUCUACGAGGACAUGCUCAACCUUUCUGAAGAGUGGCUAGAAACGCAAAAUGUGACAAAAGGUGCUCGCCAUAAAAUUAUUCUGAGUAUUGCCAAACUGAGAGAAAGACAGGGCUUGCUCAUUUCGUUAGAAAAGGAAAUCAUGAAUGGUGGGUCGAUAAAGCAAGCAAUCGGUGAAAUGCGCAGCAUGCUGAACACUCCAAUCAAAUACGUAUCAUCGUCAACUGUUCCCUCGACACCUCCGCCGUCCCCGUCCACGCCUGAUGUGGACGGACACAAGAUUGCUGAAGGAGAUCUUCCCAGUCAGUUCAUCAGGCUCAUGGGCAAAGUGUGUACACAACUCUUGUGUAGUCGCCCGGACGAUGACUGCUUUACAAUCUUCCUUCAACUCAUCGACAAGUGUCUCAACCACGAGGCUUUCACACAUAAACAAAAAAAUCUUCUCUCAACCUGGAAGCUACAAGCACAGAAAAUCUGGCAACCCCCGCCACACAAAUACAGUGACAAGCCGAGGAAAGGAUGGGGCAACACAUUUCCACUGAUAGGCACCUCAUUUGCUAAGCAGAAUCGAAACCCUCAGAAAACCAGUCCACAGCAAUGGAGCUUUGGAACGAAACGAUCUGUUGUUGGUGCCUCCCCCGUGGGGCAUCUUCCCCUCCAGCGCAACAAUUCCCUCAACACGUCAUUGGCUAACAAGCCUGGACUUCUGGAGCAGGGUAAACAACAAGUUACAAGAACCCACUCACUGCCAAUACGAUCUGGACCACUAUCUGUUUCUGUACCAGCUGACCAAGGCUCAACGGAUGAAAUAAAUGCAAGACUGGAUUCGCUGUGUAUAAGCAUGACAGAACAUGCAUUAGGCAGUUUAGGGUAAAUGUUUUAAGAGACUACAAAAUGAUGGACGUACUUGUGGCAAUAUUGUGAAUUCUAACCCAGUGCUAGAGAUUGGACCAACAGCUUUUGCUUUCAACAGACCUCUGGUUGAAAUGACAGCACCUGCAAGGUGUCUGAGACUAGUGUGUGUUAUGUUAGAGGUUGCGUACACGUGUGUUUGCACUGUUCCCUGUCAUUGUUUCGUAUCUUUCACAUUGUUGACGAUUAACCACUGACAUGUGCUAAUGUCUACAGUCAGAAUGUAUGGUGCUGUUUGUGGUACGCAUUUAGUAUCUAUCUCCCUGCUGCUGUUACAGCACAGUUUUAAAAUUCUGUUAGCUAAAAUCGUGUCCAGACAUUUUCAAAAGAACCGAGAAAGUGUUACCUGGUACAUCAUUUAAUAAAAGAAAAAAUUACAAAAUAUAAUUUUAAUCUGUAAGCUGACUUUUAAUUAUUUAGUUUGAGUAAAAAUAUUAAGUAUGGAUAUUGUGUUGCAUUAAGAAAAUAAGGGGGUGAUUCCUGAGGUAAACCUGUAUAGGAUGACAGUUACAUGUAGUUACAUGAAAGAAUCUGAACCUUCGUUUCAGGGUGGUCUGUAUGGUGCUUGUAAAAUGUCCCUUGUGCCAUUACUAAAAGAGUAAAUGUAAUUUUACUUUGUACUAUACUAUACCGAAAAAACCCCCAUGUCAUUUUGGUAUGAAAGGAAUCUUAUUUUUAUUAUCAAAGAUGUAUGCAUGAAAAGAUGGCGGAUUGCCACUGCACAUUGUAGUGGAAACAUGUUGCAUAUUUAUUAGUAGACAUUGAGAAUGUUUAUCGAAAAAGUAAACCUGCUGAUAUUUAUUUGCUCGUAAAUGUUGUAGAGAAUAAUGCUGAUGAGUUUGCUAAGGUGGAUGAUUUGUUUUUAUGUUAUUCUCAAAUUCAGUUAUCUCCCUUACUCUGCUAUGACAUAUCCAUUUCGAAGGCAUUUGGUCAUCUCAAGUUUGAGAACAAAAUUGAUUUGGCCGAUCAGAAUAACCACAACAGUGCCUUGGAAUUUUGAUGUUUUGGCAUGCCAAAAUGUUAUAUAUUUAGAAUUUUACAUUCAUAAAAACUCAUUGGUAAUAUUUUCAUACAAAAAGCUAAUAUUUUAUUAGAAUAUAGCAUCAAAAAUUGUACAAGGUCAUUUGUAUCUAGUUGUUGAGAGAUGUACAGAUUUAUAUUUUGGAUCCUGUUUGUUGCAUCAAGGGUCAAGUAAAGGUAUUACUUGGAAAACCCUGCUUUUUUUUCUUUAGUAUGUGACUGUUUUCAUGUGACAAAUACCCAACAUAUUUUGUGUUUGGUUUUAUUUAAACAAUGUCUACUUGUAUGGCAUUUCCAAUUAAAAGUGCUAAUUACAACACAUUAUAAUUAUAAAUUAGUACAAUUCAGUAUUGCAUGUUUUCCCCCAUAUUUAUUUCAUUGUAUGUUCAAAACCUGUAGCUAAAACAUCUUUUAGGGCUUUGUUGGUUGUUACAACCACAUUUGUAAGUACUUGUACUGGAAAUUUCACUCUGUAUAACCAAGACACAUGGAAAUUAAAAUAAAGAUUUAGGUUGGUGUAUAUAUCGUUUUGUGGAUAUACAAAUAACAAAAUUUACUUCAAAAUAUUACUAAGCCUUUUACAGAGGACAAUAUUUACAAAUGUUAUGUAAAUGGUAAAGGUGGGUGACAUGAACCAAUUGUUUAUCCUCAGACAUUUUUACUGCAGCUCUGGGCUCUGUUCCAUGAAAUGAUCAUAACACUACAGCCGUCGUAGGUAGCUACUAUCAUGAUUACAACAAUAGAUACUUAAAUUUGUAGCAUGAUGAUUGUUUUUUUGAACCAGGGUCCUGUUUUACAAUGACUCUUCAAAUGCUAAAAAAACCCUCCAAAACCUAGAACAUUUUUGGAAUACAUGGAUUUUUGGAAUAGUUUGCAUAUUUUAAUUUUAAAACAUGAUUCACCACAUAACUGAUACGGCAGUUUGUUUAAAUUGGAAGUUGCAUAGCCAUCUUGUAAGCAGAAGCACAGUCCUCGUGAAUUAUUGUGCCGUGUUUUAGUGCUCUGUAUUUUACCCUAGAGGUCUGAUAUGUGCUUUUCCCCCUUUUUCAAUUGUAGAUUAUUCACAUUUUGUAUUCAUUAGUCAUGGGUUGUGACCUAUAAAUAACUCCACAUAAUGCACCUGCAUAUAAAGUCAACUAAGACACACAUCUGUAUAGCUCACAGAAUGUAAUCGUAAUCUGAGAAAGAUUUAUGUGGGAAUAACAUUACAUCCUCAAUUGUACAAGUUGUGAUCGUUUUCAUCAGAAUGUUUAUGUUUGACAAGAUGUCAAGUUAUUUCUGUUAUGUCCUGUCGUUUUGUAAUAGUUAGGCUCUUCUGCAUUCCAUGUUGGUUUUGUCGUGUUUUUAGUGUUUUACCGAAACUAACACACUGUGCGUGGUGAUGAAUGAAUGUACAAUGUUCGUAUGUGUGAACACUGCAGGUACAGUGGUCAUGUCAAACACAGCUCUUUAUUUUUUAUGUUUUUGUCACAAAUGUUAAUACUUUACUACCAUUUUCUGGGGAUAAAGCAGGCUAGACAUAAGAGGGCCAUAUUCUUUCUAUCAACUGAGGAAAUAAUGUUACUGUUAUUUCAGUAUUGGGUUUUGUCUUUCGUUUCGUGUCAAGAUCUAAUGAUAUGGAAAUUAAAAAACAAAUUGUUUUGUGAAAUGAUAUAAAUCAAUAUUGUUACAUCCAGUUACUUGUCCAAAUUAACCUGGUUCUAAACAAAUAUUCGUCUUUUAAUGGAUACCAAGUAAUUUUGCUCCAUGAACUAUUCAAAUCCAUACCAUACUGCCAAAUAAUGGGGUGGGUUUUUUUUUUUAGUCCUGUACCUUUUUUUUUUUGGACAAAAUAAUACAUAAUAAUAAUUUUAAUUGUUUUUAAUUAUUUUAAUAAAUUUUAUUAUGGCUGCCAAGAUAAAACAAUAGCAAUUUGAUUACAUGUUUGAAAUUUCAAUUUAUACAUUCUGUGAAAGAAAUUUUUAAUAAAAGGUUACUGGAUACUUUGUUAAUAUAAAUGUUGUUUAUGCAUGUCAGCAUAUGCUGUAAUGAACUCAAAACAAAGAAUAGAGUUCAUGGUGUGAAAUACAUUUAAAAAUAAAAUAAAAAAUCGUAGCUAUGUAAAACGUAAAAUGGUUUUUACAUAGCAGAUAUAAAUUUUUGUAUUGCAUUUUUCUGGACCUUUGCUGCAUAGCUAACAAUUACUUCCAUAGUUAAAAACAAGACCAGUUUAUGCCGACAGCAUUUUGAAUUGGUAAAAUUGUUAUACUGUUGGACUUUCAUAUGUCUUGACCUAGAAAGUUGGUUGUUAACAGCCUUUCCAUUCCAGAAAUCAGCCGAGGAGUUUCAAAAUGGAGCAUCUGGAAGCCAAUCAGAAUGUUUUUGAUUUCAUGCCAUGGUUUAUAUUGGCUCAGCAUUUUGGUUAUAAUGACAUGCCUGACAUUUAUGCAUGGUGACUAUUUUGUUAAAAUAAAUCUUACACCUCCUUCAAAUAGUAUGAUGGCAAAUUACAUUUUGAAUUUCGGUAAGAAGAGGCCAUUUUAGAUAUUUUAGGAUUUUUUUUUUUUUUUUUUACAUUUUGGAACAUAAAGUUUAAACACCAGAUACAUUAAUACAUUUUAUCUAUCUAGUGACUUCUGCUCCAUUGUUACCAGUAAAGUUUGCUUAUGAUGAUGUGGAAAUGUUUUCAUUGUUUUAAUAGCUAGUCAUAGUAUAUAUUGCUCAAUUUAUAUUAAAUAGUAAUGUCUGUAUUCCCGAUCUCAAAUAAAUGCUGCAUGUACAGA